This is a messenger RNA of Cooperia oncophora, 1164 nucleotides long. The record is from the annotation of a GenBank genome assembly. Lineage: Eukaryota; Metazoa; Nematoda; Chromadorea; Rhabditida; Trichostrongylidae.
AUGCUUAUAAAAGAUUGGCUUCUACGCAGAGCUUCGCUUGCACUGCGUCCCCGUCGACGCCGUCAAAUGCCGUCUAGCGCUUGCUGCUCGAAUUGUUAUACAAAAUACUCCAUUCUCAACCCGGAAGAAGGCUGUUCAAACUGUGCAUUCUCAUUCUGCCGGAAAUGUUUGCCGCAUCGGGCAAUCAUACCAAAAUAUGCCAACAAACCCGUCACCGUCUGCGCACGAUGUUUUGAAAAACUCAACGCUAAGACAUUGGAAAAUCAAGAAAAGGAUGGCACCAUGAUUACAAGAAUACCAAUCGCUGAUCCACCGAAAGCGCCACAUUCAGGAGCGGCCAGCACGUCUUCAACGAAUUGGGGGGUGCUGGCAUACUCCACCAUUCUUCAGGACGUGCUGCCUUGUACCUUACCUGUACAUAUUCCGAAGACCCCUCUCAACGGUCCUGCACUCACUGAGAUCGAGGAGCGUUUGGCUGCCUUGCGAGGUUGUGAUGUCGAGCUCAUUCGUCGUCCACGCUGCAUGUUCGAAUCAGCGGAGAAACCUCGCCCAUCAGCGGGCACGGCAGAACAGCUUAUGAAAGAGGCAAAAGAUUUAGCCGAGAUUGAAGAAAGACAUGACGUGGGCAAUGAAUUGGAGAGACGGUUCAAACGUCUAAAAUAUGAAGACGAGCCGCCGCCUAACGAAAAUCCUGACGGAGCAGAGACGAACGAGCUCACUCCAGGUGCAGCGAAUGAACCACGUAUGUCCACAGUGUCAUCAGCGACUGCUUUCAGCGAGGCUACGGCGAACGAGUUGGAGGAAAUAAAGAGGUUAAUGGAAGACGCAGAAAAAAGGGUCAAAGCUACUGAAGCAGACGACAAACUUGUUCAGCAAGAGAUGAGAAGUGUGUUAGCUGCCACGAGACAGAAAUCACUCGAGGUGGAGAAGGUGAACAGGGAGAUCGGAAAAUUCUGGGAUAAACAGCUGGAUAAGGUUGAGUUUUCUGAAUCGGACGAGGAUGACAUUGACGAUGAAACCGUUAAGAAGAUCAUAUUAGAGGCUGAAAAUGCGACUCCCGAUGUCCCUGAAGAUCCUCCAGAGAAAGUAGCUGUAACACCGACAACUGCGCAGUCAUCGUCACCGAAGAAAGCUGGUUUCUUCAGCAAAUUUUUUCGACGGUGA